Molecule: messenger RNA, 2117 nt
Organism: Diatraea saccharalis (sugarcane borer)
Lineage: Eukaryota; Metazoa; Arthropoda; Insecta; Lepidoptera; Crambidae
Source: the annotation of a GenBank genome assembly
UGGCCUUACAAGACUGGUGAAUUUUUAAAACGAUUUUGGAACCUAUUCAACGCAAACUAACAAAUCUUUCUUCUUAAUAAUAUUGGUACUUAAAGAUGAACAAAUAUUAACAUUUUUAAUUGUUUUAGGUACGUGUCAGCACAUAAUAGUGAAUCACUCCGUUCCUCUAAGUUUAUGCCUUCUCCACCUGGGGUUACUAUGGAAGGUUGGUGGACAUACCCUUACUACAGUUGUCAGGCAAAACGGUGGCUCCUUUCAUAUACAGUACCUGUCGCUACAGUACGUGGGUAAGACUAUGUUUCAUUAAAAGUAUAACUAAUUCCAGUUUGAAACAACGAAGGAAUUACAACAUCUAGACCCGAGAUAAUAAAAAAAAAUCUACAUUGAAGUGAAACACUCUAGUCGGCAAAAAUACGAAAAUAUUUAAAAUACGUUAAAAAAUGGCACGAAUUGAACCAAACGUCGGUGAAAUGGGUCUGACAGUGACUGUUAAUUUCGAAUAAUGUAUGAAAAUAAAUAGUGAUAUCCUUUAGUAGUCGCCGUAGUCGAUUCUAUUUCCAUAGUUAAAAGUCCUUUCUUAGUUAGUUCAAUGUAAAAAUAUUAUAAAUGGAAGAAAAUGAAAAUACUAAAAUAUAUUUCACUACUUCUUCGACACAUUAUUGCUUUAAAUAUGAAUUUAAUAUUAAAAUAUAUUAUCUAUCUAUUAACCAUUGUUUAAUUGUUUUUUCAGGCUAAAGGGUGUUAUUUCACUGGAUAUAGACAUAUCUAAUUUGGAAAUAAAUCAAUGUGAAGUUAACCCUGACAAUGAUAGCGAUAAUCAAAUUUAUUCCUUCCAUGGCACACACAAGUGCCCAAAUGAGACUACUUACUGUGAUUACAAACCUAAUAGAGAAAUGAAUGCGCGUUAUGCUGGUUGGGCUCGUGGAUUGUAUAUUUGCAGAUGUAGACCUGGAUAUUACUCAAUAAAUCAUCCAGAAGGAUUUAACGGAUCUUUAGUUGAAGUUGCUUAUCAAGAAUUCGAAGAAAACGGAUUAGAAAAUUGGAGUGAACCAUACGAGUGUUUAAAAUGCCAGCCAGGGUGCGAGACGUGCAAAGGGCCAGAGCCCUGCUUAGCCACUUACAACUGGCCCUUUCGGAUAUCUCUUCUUGUAAUAUCUGUGAGUUGUGCAGUGAUGACGGUGUGCCUGACUAUUUAUACACGUCACCACAGAAGAGUGAAGGUGUUUCGUGUUGCCAGCCCUGUAUUUCUGUCUAUAACAUUGCUUGGAUGUGCUAUCAUGUACAUGGAGAUGGCAGCCAUAUUCCCUGUUUUGGAUAGAUAUUCCUGUAUUGCUACAAAGUGGACACGGCAUAUGGGCUUCUGUAUAACCUACACAGCUUUAUUAAUGAAAACUUGGAGGGUGUCCCUAACAUAUCGUGUGAAAUCUGCUCACAAACUCAAACUAACUGACAAACAGCUUUUGCAAUGGAUGGCUCCAAUACUACUCAUAAUGUUAGUUUAUCUUGGAACAUGGACUCUUUCCUCACCACCCGAUGCAGAAGUUAUUACGGACAAUAGAGGAUUGAAAUUCAAACAGUGCACAUACAAUUGGUGGGAUCAUAGUUUAGCUAUAGGUGAAAUAUUGUUCCUCCUAUGGGGGGUCAGAGUUUGUUACCGGGUUCGUCACGCAGAGAGCUUGUACAAUGAAGCCAGACUGAUAUCCAUUGCUAUUUACAACAUAUUUACCGUUAACUCACUCAUGAUUGCAUUCCAUUUACUCAUCUUGCCUCGUGCAGGUCCAGAUAUCAAAUAUCUCCUCGGCUUCAUUAGAACACAACUGUCCACUUCAACUACAGUAUUGUUAGUUUUCUUACCAAAGGUACUCCGCGUGGUACGCGGUACUGGUGAUACGUGGGAUAGUCGCGCGAGAGCUAGAGGGGUUCCUGCAUCCUCCUCGCUCAACGGCAUCGGCUUGGUGCCCGACGAUCCGCCUGAUUUAUAUCAAGAAAAUGAAGAACUUAAGGUAUAUGAUAUUAUAUUAGCCAACAUCAUUACUGUAAUAGAAAAUUAUGCUAAUGUUUAUCUUAUUUUAAAAGAACCUUAUGUACCCGAAAUAUUCACACAUAAUAACAGUGCU